CUUUGAACAAAAUUACACAUCAUUACCACUGCUUCCGCGACCCGGCGUCCUGUCUUCUUUCUCUCCCUUCCACCUCCAUCCCUCGCCCCUCGAACCUCCAGACAAGGCAAAAUAACAAUAAAAAUCAACAUGGAGGCUCUUCUCCGUCAAUCGCGCGGCAUGUGCCCAUUCUUGCACAAGACAUCGCCCGCCACGCUCCGCUCGCUCAGCACCAGCACCAAUGCUGCCCAGGCCAACAUGUCCAACCUGCAGGUGACUGCCGGCCAGUGCCCUGUCAUGGGCAAGGCAUUGGCUGUUCAGAGCACCCGCGCCAACACUCUCCUGUCCGGUGCUUUUGGUGGCUCCCGUGCUUACAGCACUCGCACUACUCGUGCCCCUCGCGCCUAUCUGCACACCACUCGUGCUGAGAAGGCCCAGGCUGUAGACAGCAGCCCUCUGCGUCGCGACGAUGUCCGCUACCCUGCCCCUGCGCAGCACCAGCAACAACAGGUACACCAGCAGUCUUCCAAGGAUAUGCACGGUGCUCCUCCAGUACCCCCGAAUGCAUCUCGUUUUGACUACAACGCCUUCUACCAGACUGAGUUGGACAAGAAGCACAAGGACAAGUCGUACCGCUACUUCAACAACAUCAACCGUCUGGCCAAGGAAUUCCCCCGUGCUCACAAGGACACUCCCGAGGACAAGGUCACUGUCUGGUGCUCCAACGACUACCUUGGCAUGGGCAGAAACCCCCAGGUCCUGAAGAAGAUGCACGAGACUCUCGACAUGUAUGGUGCCGGCGCUGGAGGAACUCGCAACAUUUCUGGCCACAACCAGCACGCAAUGGGUCUCGAGGCAACUAUUGCUAAGCUCCACGCAAAGGAAGCCUCCCUUGUCUUCUCCUCAUGCUACGUCGCCAACGAUGCCACUUUGGCCACCCUUGGUUCCAAGUUCCCUGACUGUGUUAUUUUGUCUGACAGCAGCAACCACGCUUCCAUGAUUCAGGGCAUCCGCCACUCGGGUGCCAAGAAGAUUGUUUUCAAGCACAACGACAUGGCCGAUCUUGAGCAGAAGCUGGCUUCGCUCCCUGCAGAGACUCCCAAGAUUAUCGCUUUUGAGAGUGUGUACAGCAUGUGCGGCUCCAUUGGUCCUAUCGAACAGAUUUGCGACCUUGCAGACAAGUACGGCGCCAUCACUUUCCUCGAUGAAGUCCAUGCUGUUGGCAUGUACGGCCCGAAUGGUGCUGGUGUUGCUGAGCACCUCGACUACGAAGUAUACGCAAACGGUGGCAGCCCCAAGGGCACUAUUCAGGACCGUAUUGAUAUCAUCACUGGUACUCUUGGAAAGGCUUACGGUUGUGUUGGUGGUUACAUUGCUGGCUCCAGCAAGCUUGUCGACACCAUCCGCUCUCUUGCUCCCGGUUUCAUCUUCACCACCUCGCUCCCUCCCGCCACCAUGUCCGGUGCCCAAGCCGCCAUCGAGUACCAGAUGGCCUACAAGGGUGACCGUCGUCUGCAGCAGCUGCACACCCGCGCUGCAAAGGACGCCCUUGCCGCCAAGGACAUCCCCGUCAUUCCCAACCCCAGCCACAUCAUCCCCGUUCUCGUCGGCGACGCCGCAGUCGCCAGAAAGGCCUCUGAUCUCCUCCUCGAGGAACACGGCAUCUACGUCCAAGCCAUCAACUACCCCACCGUUCCCGUCGGCCAAGAGCGUCUCCGUAUCACCCCUACCCCCGGUCACAUCCGCGAGUACCGUGAUCACCUGGUCGACGCCCUCGACAAGGUCUGGAACCAGCUUGGUAUUAAGCGUACCUCUGACUGGGCUGCCCAGGGCGGCUUCCUCGGCGUUGGCCAAGACACUUCUGUCGAGCCUCUUUGGACUGACGAGCAGCUUGGUCUGUCCGAGGUCAACUCUGAGUUGAACAAGGCCGGCAAGGAUGCUGUCAAUGUUCUUGAGAGCGUUCUUGAGGCUGAGAGAAAGGAGGUCGCUCAGGCUGUUGCUUCGGCUUAACUCUGAGAAUAUCAAACCACUUUUUUCACCUGUGAAACACUUGUGCCUAAACGUCAAUUGUGUGAUAUGUGACAU
This is a messenger RNA of Aureobasidium subglaciale EXF-2481, 2064 nucleotides long. RefSeq lists its product as uncharacterized. Lineage: Eukaryota; Fungi; Ascomycota; Dothideomycetes; Dothideales; Saccotheciaceae. Gene Ontology annotation, cellular component: mitochondrion. Gene Ontology annotation, molecular function: 5-aminolevulinate synthase activity; pyridoxal phosphate binding. The transcript is spliced from 2 exons. The record is from RefSeq and is a predicted model, not a curated record. The coding region runs from base 130 to 1989 and encodes 619 amino acids. Gene Ontology annotation, biological process: heme biosynthetic process.